Molecule: messenger RNA, 932 nt
Organism: Zingiber officinale
Lineage: Eukaryota; Viridiplantae; Streptophyta; Magnoliopsida; Zingiberales; Zingiberaceae
Exons: 2
Coding region: 302-787 (161 amino acids)
Molecular function (GO): protein binding
Source: RefSeq, a predicted model, not a curated record
UCUGCGUUCAGGUAGAGAGGCUUUAACUGGAGGCAUUUAAGUCACUUAUUAUCGACUUUGAAUGCUCGGCCUGUGCUCUUAAUGGAGUUGGAUGAAGCCUAUUUAAGAUCCCCUUCCUCUCUCAUAUACACUUGUGUUAUAUAUAUACACACACAUAGAAAGGACCCCAUAUCACCACAGCGCUAUAGCUAGCUAGCUACUACCACUCGGUCGCCCUUAAUUAGCUAGCUUCUUGAUCUCCAUCUUCCUUCCUUCGUUUAAUUAAUUAGAGAGCGAUCGAUCGAGCUAGUGAAUUCAGGGCAUGGAUGAGCUAGACCUUUCUCUCGCCCUGUUAAGCAGUGAGUCUGAUAUGGUUUCGAGGAAGAAGAGGAAGCAAAUAGCACUUCAGGAGGUCAUGGCUCAUCCUGCUGCCAUCGACCUGCUCCGCCUCAAUGAUCCUCUGCCGCUUGAUUGGGAGCAAUGCCUAGACCUACAAUCUGGAAGAAUGUAUUACUUGAACAGGCAGAAGCUGAAGAGGAGCUGGAGCAGGCCCAAGGAGCAAAAGCUCGAGCUAGACCUCAACGUCACAGAGAAGGUAUCAGCAACACAAGAUGAUGAUUCAUCUGCAGGGAAUUACAACAUGGUUGCAGUUGUUUGCGUACACUGCCAUCUCCUGGUCAUGAUCUGCAGGUCUUCUCCUUGCUGUCCCAAUUGCAAGCGCAUGAAUAAUUCCCUGAGCACUGCAAGCCAAAGCGGUCGUCUCGCUGCUCCUGCCAAGACCUUGAAAACCCUGAGCCUUCUCCAUUAGGGCAGAGAGAUGCGUACGUGUGGAUCGAUGUAUAUGGAUGCAUGGUGAUCAAUCAGGAAUCUAAUUUGUUUUUCAAUGAGAGCAUGGAGUAGUACUGCUAUGUAGCAAUAUCAUUGUUCAUUAAUUUAAUUAUAACUUUUAUUUA